AGAGCGGGGCCGCGAUGAGGCGGCCGUUGAUCCCCGAGCAGCGAGUGGCGGCGACCGUGGCGACGAGUGGGGCCCGGCGCCGACCCUGAGCGCAUCUCGACCCGCCUUACCGCGCGUGAGCCCCGACCGGCCGCCGCAGCCAUGAACCUGGCCAGUCAGAGCGGCGAGGCCGGCUCCGGCCAGCUGCUCUUCGCCAACUUCAACCAGGACAACACGUCCCUAGCUGUUGGUAGUAAGUCCGGUUAUAAAUUUUUCUCCCUUUCUUCUGUGGAUAAGCUGGAACAGAUCUAUGAAUGCAAUGAUACGGAGGACGUGUGCAUCGUAGAGAGACUCUUCUCGAGCAGCUUAGUGGCCAUUGUGAGCCUCAAAGCCCCUAGAAAGCUCAAAGUCUGCCACUUUAAGAAGGGCACGGAGAUAUGCAACUACAGCUAUUCCAACACCAUCUUGGCCGUGAAGUUGAACCGGCAGAGGUUAAUAGUGUGUCUGGAAGAGUCUCUGUAUAUACACAACAUUCGGGACAUGAAGGUACUGCACACCAUCAGGGAGACGCCCCCAAACCCUGCAGGCUUAUGUGCUCUGUCCAUAAACAAUGACAAUUGUUACUUGGCAUACCCUGGGAGUGCAACCAUCGGAGAGGUACAAGUCUUUGACACCAUCAAUCUGAGAGCUGCGAAUAUGAUCCCAGCUCAUGACAGUCCUCUGGCAGCACUGGCUUUCGAUGCAAGCGGCACCAAACUUGCCACUGCUUCAGAGAAGGGGACCGUGAUUAGGGUGUUUUCCAUUCCAGAAGGACAGAAACUCUUUGAGUUCCGGAGGGGAGUUAAGAGGUGUGUCAGCAUCUGCUCACUGGCCUUCAGCAUGGAUGGCAUGUUCCUCUCCGCGUCCAGCAACACAGAAACUGUGCACAUCUUCAAACUCGAGACUGUGAAGGAAAAACCCCAGGAGGAGCCCACGACCUGGACUGGCUAUUUCGGCAAAGUACUCAUGGCUUCCACCAGCUACUUGCCCUCACAAGUCACAGAGAUGUUCAACCAGGGUAGAGCCUUCGCCACCGUCCGCCUGCCCUUCUGUGGCCACAAGAACAUCUGCUCACUAGCCACAAUUCAGAAGAUUCCCCGACUGCUGGUGGGCGCGUCUGACGGGUACUUGUACAUGUACAACCUGGACCCCCAGGAAGGGGGCGAAUGCACCCUGAUGAAGCAGCAUAAGUUGGAUGGCAGCAUGGAGACGACCAAUGAGAUCUUAGACUCUGCAUCCCACGACUGCCCCUUAGUCACCCAGCCGUAUAGCACAGCCAUAGCGAAAGGUACUUAUGUGCCUCCGUCCCCAACGAGACCUGGUAAGGGGUGUGACACUCACCUGGAAGCCUACACAGACGACCUGGGUGCAGUGGGCGGCGCCUGUCUGGAGGAAGAGGCUGGUGCCCUGCGACUGGACGAGGACAGCGAACAUCCUCCCAUGAUCCUUCGGACAGACUGAGCCUGACCUGUGAACUCUGACCCCAGAUGCAGAGAACACCAGGUCGAGAGAGGACUUGGUGUUGUGCUGCUGUGAACUUUGACCUGAGUAGGGGGAGAGGAUGGCAGAGACUUAAAAACAGAUCGUAGCUGUAGUCUAAUUCCAUACUGUUGAGAAAAUACAUUGUUUUCACUUCAGUGGCUUUUAAUUCUGCUUAUGAAUUUUAGCUUUUUGGGAUAUUUGCUUUUUUUUUUCUCUCUCUCUCUCUCUUUUUGCCAAAAAUGACUGUUUGGUGAAGCCCUUGAACCCUCCUUGCUUUGCAUGCAUUCAUGUGCCAAGCUAGCGUAGGAGAGCGAAAAGCCACGUCGUAGCAAACGGAAGUUGUCUGGGUUUCAUAGAUGUAUAUACUGGUGAGUGGACAGACAGAGUGGUGUCACACAGCACGGUCUGGUCAGUGAGGCAGGUUCUGCCAUGACAGGUCCAAGACCCCUGCAAGGGGCUGGCCAGUGUGCAAGGCAGCCGGAGGCCAGAGGAGAGCCUCCCUCCAUGCACCCCCACCUGGACCAUUCUUCCCUAUUCUGUUUUGUUAAAUUCUUUCCAAGUUGGAUGAUCCUGGGAUUUCUUCCGCGAUGAACUUCAAUUUUGUGUCUGAUCUUGCUUUCUGUGUGGGUACUGUGAGAGAGGGGAUCUAUGAUAUGAAAAGCCUUCCCUCUGGCAGCAAGCAAACCGGAAAGGAUGUCUGGGAAGACCCGGAGGGAAGGAAGUGGUCUCGUUUGUAUAAUUAAAUGAUCUGUUCUUUUUCUUUAA
Messenger RNA from Loxodonta africana (African savanna elephant), 2265 nucleotides. RefSeq names its product WD repeat domain, phosphoinositide interacting 2 (gene WIPI2). Bases 142 to 1479 code for a protein of 445 amino acids. Lineage: Eukaryota; Metazoa; Chordata; Mammalia; Proboscidea; Elephantidae. Gene Ontology annotation, cellular component: phagophore assembly site membrane; extrinsic component of membrane; cytosol. The record is from RefSeq and is a predicted model, not a curated record. Gene Ontology annotation, biological process: protein localization to phagophore assembly site; protein lipidation; autophagy of mitochondrion. Gene Ontology annotation, molecular function: phosphatidylinositol-3,5-bisphosphate binding; phosphatidylinositol-3-phosphate binding; protein binding. The transcript has 12 exons.